Saxophila tyrrhenica is the source of this 1806-nucleotide messenger RNA. RefSeq lists its product as uncharacterized. Bases 1 to 1806 code for a protein of 601 amino acids. The record is from RefSeq and is a predicted model, not a curated record. Lineage: Eukaryota; Fungi; Ascomycota; Dothideomycetes; Mycosphaerellales; Extremaceae. The transcript is spliced from 10 exons.
AUGGCUUCCUCUAUGGCGGUUGGAGUCAUCGUUGGAUUGGCUUCUUUCUCAUCGGCUUUUCCGAUGUCUUCACCUGUACAUUCCGUCUUCCGAAGACAAGAGUCGAGCGACUUGUGCACCAACGCCGACCUUUCAAGGCCGGAAGGCGCUGCUGCCAAAUGGAACGAUUUCGGUGUCGGCGCCCGGCUCGAUCAGUACAUUGGAGAUCAAGGCGCAGCCAACUGGGUGAACACCCUGGCAUCCGAGUCUUUCCCCGGCUCCGGCGACCCUGGUUCUUUUGGCUGCGGCAGUCGUGACCAGCCGUGCAUGAGCGGCUUGGAUUUAGACACCUGCGGAGUCAUGGCUGCGGACGAUCGUGGCACCGACUUCUGGAUACUCAACGCAGUGCAGAAGAUGCAUGCUGCGUUCGAACGGGCACACGAGAAUCUGCAAGACUCAAUCAUCGACAGCUCGCUCUCCGUCAGCGGCAUUGCCAGUGACUUCAAGAUCGACUUCGCCAGCGACGACAAGAUUCUGCGCUACGUUGCAGCCGCUUUCGGCAUGGCUGGAGGUAUGAUCGGAUACGGCAGCGGCCCGAUUGUGAACGCUCUCAAGACGUCGGCAACAAUGUUCGGAGCGGCGUUUGCAACAACCGGUGUGAAUCAGCAGCCGGCGAUCGAUCCCUCGAAGGCUAUGGACUCAGCUCUCAAGGAGGUCUUCGAAUCGCAAAGGAGGAUGCUCGAUGGUAUCUUGAAGCUCGCUGUUGGUGGUGGAGGUGACUAUGACUCGCUUCCUGACCAGUCCGGAGACUACUCGACCUCUGUGGCAAGGUUUAUGGCAGAUGGCAAGUUCCUGUUGCAAGGAGAUCUCGUCAACCAGUACUUCUCUAAAGGUUACGAGAUGUUGAACAAAAAGCUUGUUGACAUUGCUCUUCAACAAUUUGGUUAUCAGGUGCUUGCGGACAAAAACUACGAAGACGCUGAGAGCUGCGGUGCAAACUAUGGCGCACACUGGCUUGAUCUCGACGGCGGACGCUGCAUGCGCCUGACAUACGAGGACAACUGGACCGGAAAGUGGUUGCCCGCUCCUGAGGAAGUCGUCAAGGCGGUAGAGGAGAAUUACGGCAUGGAUAUCUUCGGGUACUUUGGUAAUCUCUGCGACUGCCACAUUAACGGCAAUGGAGAGGUGGAUCUUGGAAAUCUCGCCACCGACGGUAAUAUCCCGCAGUGCUUCUACAACCUUGCUUGUCAAGAUGCCGACAUCUGCUGUGAGCGAAUCUCUCUGUCCUAUUUGUUCUACGGGCUAACGUCAGCUGCAGUGGACGAAGAAGGCGAUCAUGACUGGUACAUCUGCUGGCCCGACGCGGACUUCAACGACUCUCCAGCGCCUGCACCCACAGAACCAGAAGGGCCAGAAACCGAGCCCACGGAGCCUGCGUUCCCAUCUGACCGCGAUGACACUGGCUGCUAUUCUGGCGGUCUCAGCUGGAGUGAUCUGCAUGGAGACGGCAGUGAGACCGACACCCAGGAAGUGAAAAACGACAUUUCCACAAGAUGCCAGGCAGCGGAUGGAACCAUUCUUGGUCUGAACGACUUCUGGUGGGACUGCACUGAGUGGGGAAUCGAAGGCGGCGGCGUCAACCAUAUCUGGUGGGAGAUCCAAACGGAAGGCGACUCCACCGACGAAGUCACAAUCACCUACGAUACCUGCAACUCAGCUUUGAGCACAGAGCUGGGUGGCUGCUCGACCGGUAGCGAACAAAAUCAUGAUGGGUUAUGGUUCAAGAUCGAUCCUCAGGCAGGUUCGUGCCCAUACCAGAAGGGAUAG